This is a messenger RNA of Hyalella azteca, 4629 nucleotides long. RefSeq lists its product as uncharacterized. Gene Ontology annotation, biological process: Rho protein signal transduction. Bases 1 to 3414 code for a protein of 1137 amino acids. The record is from RefSeq and is a predicted model, not a curated record. Gene Ontology annotation, molecular function: guanyl-nucleotide exchange factor activity. The transcript is spliced from 16 exons. Lineage: Eukaryota; Metazoa; Arthropoda; Malacostraca; Amphipoda; Hyalellidae.
AUGCUGGAUCCCCCUUCCACUCCACCGUCUCUCCUCCCUCUUACCCUUCGUCGGACUGACGAAGGCACUCCUGCGACGUUCAGGAGGAUCGUCGGACUUCCUGAAGAGGAAGAUGCCAUCGCCACGAGCCAAGGCACCGUAAGAACAUCUGUAUCCCCGGUGGCAGAAAUGUUCAGGCCAGUGGGCCUCCUCCUGCAUUCUCAGUCUGUUCCUUGCUUCGGUAAUUAUGAAAACAUCAGCCACCUCGACACUCCAAAGUCUGAUAAGGCCACAUCGUCCGCCGGUUCUUCAUCGACGUCCACCACCGACACUGUCUCGGCAUGUGGACCGACAGCGGCUGCAGCGGCCUUGGGUCCUCGCCGAGUUCACGUCCGACCAACAGACGAGCUACGCAAACCCAGCAUCCUUGGGGGGCGCCGCAGUGCCAGCAGCAGCGUCAGCAGCGCAGGGCGUUUCAGCACCACGACGCACGACACGCUCCUGCCGCCAGACACUCUCUUCAUCCCUGAUAUAAUAAUCCCUCCUAGUUCACUUUUCCCGCCUCCUGGUCUCCAGCUUCCCGUCAGGAGAAGCUCUGCUGAAAGUCCCGGCAUUGCGCCUGAACUCAAGCAGAUCGAGCACGUCUCGCAGUUGGAUUUUCCCGACGAAGGCCCCCCUUGCCUCUUCUGCCGAUCUCCUCCGUCGUCAACAACUCACGACCCUUCAAUGCUGUCCACUUUGUCUGGAGGUCUUGUGAGGAGUCGAGAUGGCGGCAGAGGUGGAGCGCCUGCCUACAUGAACCUGCCGUCGCCCAACGUCGCGGCUGAGGAAGGAGAACAGCGACUGUUUACGAAGGACGGCGGGCCUCCAGCGUCGUGUUUGGACCCACGCGUGCGCUGCUCCACCGGCCACCACGAGGAAGCGUCGGACUCCGACACGGCAGCGGAGGAGGCGGGCCCUCCCCCGUCCUCCAUGACCCGGCGGGCGGCUCUCGUGCCUCCGAAGCUGCUGACGGACGGCGCGCCUUAUGAUGAGUCCGAGACCGAGCCUUCCAGGCCCGCCGGCGGAUCACAAGACGACUGCGUGAGUCGCCACAAGCGCCGCUCGUCCAUCGUCGUCAUCCCGCCCAUGCAAGUGUGUCCAGGAGACCUACUUGUGUACUCCAAGGUCCUCACACAGAGAACCAAUUUACUCGACUUGGACGGUUCGACACACAGCCUCUCCGUGACGGACACAGAUGGCAUAACGUCAAGAAAAGGAAAGAAUACUUGGUCGCUGCUAAAACUGUUUGACAGAAGUAACCGGACCAAGAGCGACUCACAGUGCGGCCUGGAAGAGGUGCUCAGUUUGCUGCGACCGUCAGAGUUCGAGGACAAGCAAUUAUCCAAAUACAAAGGAAUGUGCUGGAACGAUUUCGUGGCACAUAAAGAUGGCACUCUGAAAGAAAAUUCACCCUCGAGCAAAGAAGAUUCUAGCACUGACAAUAUGCUUGAUAAAAUUGCUCAACGUGAGUCGCAAGACUGUCUAGGGAGCUUACCAUCGCAUGGAAGUAUGAACGUAAGCGACAGAACCUCUCUUUUAGGGAGGGAUGGCAGCGAAAAACGGCUUGCAGACUUAGUCGAAGGUUCCGUGGUGACGAAGAGACAUCAUCCAUUGAAACUCAUGAGAACCAUGAGUGAGAGGACUCUCGACAGAGGAAGACCGAGCAAUUUUUUUAGCUUGCUCAGUGAAAGAGUUCAUCUUGAAAAAUCCAGCAAGUUCGUCAAUCCGCCCGCCAUUCCAAUGUCGACUGUACCACCGCAACCUUCUCCUACCCACCAUUCUUCCUCUUUGUCACCAUGUCUUUAUCCAAAGCCUUUUCCAUCUGACUCUAGAGCGACAUUGUUUUCAAGUGCCGCAAGUCCCACAUCAGCAGGUACGACAGGCGAAGGAACAUCUCCGGGUCAUCAGAGCGCGUCUUCAGCCACUCAGAGUGUGUCCUUAGGGCCACCAAUUUUAUCUCCUGGAGUCCAGUCAAGCUCUGGUGCGGCUCCAGCGACCGAAACUAAAGACUCAAGCGCCGCGGCUCCUCCAUCUGAUGCAGAAGAGCCGCCAAGUGAUCUCUGCUCUUUAGAGGGCGUUGAAAGAAUGCUUGAGGCUGCUAAAGAUAACGCCCAAGCGGCACUUAACAAGAAUGAGACCAAAAGAAGAGAGGCCGUCUGGGACCUUUUCCAGUCCGAGUGCACCUUCCUCUACGAUCAUCUCAUGGUUCUCAAGAAUGUCUACAUGGAGCCUCUAAAGAAGAUUCAAGUGGAUGGAUUCGCCAUGUUUGCAGAACCCGAGCUGCUCUUCGGGAACCUGGACGAGCUUUGUUGUGUCACUUACGCAUUCUGCAAAGAGUUCAUCAAUUUGCUGGAACUGCAUCAGGCGCCUGGAGGCCAACUGGACACCACCAAAGUCCUCGUCAAACUCUUCAGAAAGGGCUCGAAGGCAACAAUGCUGUGUCAGGCGUAUCACAGAUACGCCCUGAACUACAUCAACGCUCUCAACUACCUCGAAACUCUCCGCAGACAAGUCGAAUUCUGUGAAUUUGAAAAGUGGUGCAACCGUGACCCGCGGUGCAAGAAGCUGCAGCUCACAGACCUGCUGGUGGCGCCGGUGCAGCACAUCAUGAAGGUGCCGCUCAUCCUGCGUGACAUCGAGGCGCGCACGGAGGAGCCUCAGGAGAGGGCCGUCGUUAGGGAGAUUAUAGAGGCAGAAGAAAGCUCGCUAAGAGAACUUGAUGACAAGAUGAAGUGGCUCAAGAAUUUCGAACGGCUCUUGGAGAUCCAGAAGAACAUUUUCUGGCCACCUAUCACCGAGCUGGAUCCCAAAGUAUAUAUACCGGAAUUUUUAAAGAGCGCGAUUGCCCGGCAGCCGUGCGAGCGGCUGAUAGUGUCUCCGCGACGCCAGAUCAUCAUGGAGGGCGCUCUUCAUCUCCUGGACAACAACAAGCCGCAGGAAAUGUACGUCAUCCUCUUCGACGACAUGCUCCUCAUCACCCGCAGGAAGAAAGGACUCAGCAAAAAGAAAUCUUCCCUGUCUGAGAACUGGCCGAGCUCUUGUUCGCGGCCGUCGAGCGGCGAGUCUGCCAUGCGAUACAUCGUCUACAAGCAGCCCCUCUCACUGGACAGAUUCUUCCUACACGACGUCCCUGUGAGCGAAGCUGUCACGGCCAAACUCGAGUCCGCCUUUGUCAUGGUCAACCUCAACAGAUUCCAGCAGAUUGUUGCCGUCUACACCUUCCUCGCCCAGACCGACCAAGCGAAGCAAACAUGGCUGCUGAAGCUCCGCGACACUCAGGACAAGUGGAAGAGGACGCUGCAGAACACAGUCUUCAGGAACCAUCAUCGCCUCUCCGUGCCCGCCGCCUCCCCGCCCAAGCCACAUCCACUCGACCCAAAGUCCUUCGUAUAGACUAUGGAUCCUGCAGUAAAUACCAGCUCUACUUGAAUCAUGCCAAUAUACACCCGCAUACAUUAAAUUUUCAGUCAUCACUACCCACACUAGCUUUUUAUUCCUGCUUUAUAUCCUACCGAGGUAAAUCUUGAGUACUUUUCGAAGCUUUCCCUAUUGCUAUACUAUUUAUCAUUUAUCAUAUUUGCGUUUCAACAAAUGCUUCUGAGGAUUUAAUACUGAGAAUAUUAUGAUCAUAAUUUGAGAGCCCGGAAAUUCUGGAGGCGCAAAACAAAAAACAAUAUGUCCCAGACAAUGGGAUCUCUUCCUCUUAAAGAUUAAUUAGAAUUUCCCCUGAGCUCCUUAAAUCAAUAAUAUAACUAAUUUUCGAAGAGAUUCUCUCUAUCACUCUACUCUUUUGUAGGAAAUAAAGUCCCUUGAAGUGAAAAAAAAGUUGUCUAGGAAAUGUUUCUCUUGACUGCUAUGUACACAGCAUCAUACUAGCAUGAAACACACAAAAUCAUAAUGCCGUCACAUUACAUCUUUAUAAAUUUUAAUCCUCAAUUAAGCCCAGCAAACAUUGCGGCAUGAAAACCAUUCUCUGUUCUGAUUAUACUUAUACUUUCAUCAAGACUCAAAUAGUCAUUGCUGAGCGGUUAGUUAACUAACUGAUUAAUUUCGCGUUCAUUGCAGCAUAAGGUCUUUAUUUGACCAUCUUAAUAAAUGUCCAACUCCCAUUGUUCUUAUGGUUAAUAUUGUAACUCAAGAAGAAGGCAUUUACGAAGACGACAAGUUUUCAGUUCUCGAUUGAGAAAUAAUAUCCUGGAUGUGUAUCGAUGAGCGUUAGUUAUUCGUAACAAAUUCUACGAUAAGAUCUUUGUUGUUGGUAGAUUACAAUAAUGCUAGAUUUACUGUGUCAAUGGCCGGUGUCGAUCGUAGAUUCAUAGCGAUAUGGGAUGUUGGAUAUGGCUGUUCUCUAGAUAUAAUGACACUGGUUUUAUCCACUAUCUCACCAGUACAUUGAGAGUUUAUCGCCGUUAUUAUCGUAGUGUUCUGUUGAAUAUGAAAUCUCAGAGUGUUUACAGUCUUCGAAAAGCAAUUGAAUUUUCCUGCUAUCAUACAUUUCUGUAUAGAAUUGCUGUUAAUUUAUUGGAGAAUUUUCAUUGGAUGUAAAUAAAUGUAUAAUAUCUCUAGCCUGCAAGUACGUCAUACAGAAUUAGUUUGUUAGGAGCCCGU